Messenger RNA from Stegodyphus dumicola, 516 nucleotides. RefSeq lists its product as uncharacterized. Lineage: Eukaryota; Metazoa; Arthropoda; Arachnida; Araneae; Eresidae. The record is from RefSeq and is a predicted model, not a curated record.
AGUGGUAUGCGCCUAGCGAGACUGGAAGUUCCUGGAGCAGUGGUCAUCGGAGAGGAUGUUUGGCUCAAGUGCGAUUUUGACCUAGAAGGAGAUGAACUAUACUCUGUCAAAUGGUACAAGAACAAUGUGGAGUUCUACCGGUAUCAGCCUAGGGAUAGACUUCACGGGCAGAUGUAUGACCUUUUAGGAGUGUAUGUCGAACUGUCCAAGUCCAAUGCCAGUCACGUUUAUUUAAAGCGCAGUGAUCUCAAUACAGAAGGGACCUACGGCUGUGAAGUAUCAUCCGAAGCUCCACAUUUCAAAACUGUCAAGGCGGAGGAUGAACUAAGAGUCUACGUUUUGCCGAAGGAGCCUCCUGUGAUAGAAGGUGCAGAUUCAAUGUAUGAAGUAGGAGAUAAAGUCAAUGUCACUUGCAGCUCUGGCCCUUCCAAACCUGCGGCGACGCUAAGUUGGUUUAUCAAUGGAGUUCAGGUAAUUCUUCUCUUGCAUUUGAGACACCAGAUUAUUAAAAAUUAA